GUAUUAAUUGUUUCCUUUUGUUUCUCUUUUUUGUUUCGAUAAUUAAUUUGAUUUGAUUGAGAAAAAUCGGAAAAAAAUUUUCCAUUUAAAAAUGAUUACCAUCGAUCAUAAUGAACAUCAAUGUUCAACAAAAAUUAUUGAUGACGAUCAUCGAUCAAUACAAAAAAUAUCAACAAAUUAUACAACAAAAACACCAUCAUUUUUAAUAAUAAUGCCUUCAAAAUUUUUAACAUUAAAAUUUUUAUAUCAAUCACCAAUAAGUGUAUUAUUGACCAAAGAUUCAAAAAAUGGUAAAGAUAAUUGUGAAAUUCGUAAAGCUAAAAAUGAUCCAAAUUUAAAGAAUGAUGAAUUAUUAUCGAAAUAUGUAUUAUCAAUACCGAAAGCAAUGCGUAUGAAUGGUUUAUUGUUACAAGGUUAUCUUGUUUAUCCAAAAGUUUUACGUCGAAUUGAAAAUUUUGAAAUACGUAAUGAUGAUAUUUGGCUUUGUACAUAUCCAAAAUCUGGUACAACAUGGACUGAAGAAAUAUUAUCAUUAAUAUUUGCUAAUGGUGAUAUUGAUGCUUGUUCGAAAAAAAUUAUUGCAGAAAGAGUUCCACAUUUGGAAAUUGGUAAACCAUUUGGUCAUUUAAAAUGGUUACGAUCAUUUCGUUCACCACGUUUAUUGGCAACACAUUUAAAUGUGGAAAAUAUUCCCGGACAAUUACGGCAAGGAAAAGCUAAGAUCAUAUAUGUAGUACGUAAUCCAAAAGAUAAUGCCGUUUCUUAUUAUCAUCAUCAUCGUAUUAGUACAUUUUUGGGCAAUUAUUCUGGUACAUGGGAUGAUUUUGUUGAAUUAUUUGCUAAAGGACAUUUAGUAUAUGGAUCAUGGUUAGAUCAUGUACGUGGUUUUUGGGAAUUAUAUCAACAAAAUCCUGAUUCAGUUUUAUUUGUUUCAUAUGAAGAACUUAAAGUGGAUUUGAAAAGAAUGAUUGGCAUUAUUUGUGAUUUUGUUGGCCAUCCAUUAACCGAAAAGCAAAUCGAUCGUAUAACAUUACAUUGUACAUUUGAAAAAAUGCGUAACAAUAAAAUGGUAAAUCGUGAAGAAUUACCUGUUGCCGAUCUAUUCGAUAUGAGUAAAACAAAAUUCAUGCGAAAAGGUAUUAUCGGUGAUUGGCGUAAUAAUUUUACAGCUGAACAAAGUCAACGAUUUGAUCAGAUUUUCGAACCAGAAUUAAAACAAAUGCAAUUACCAAUUGUUUAUGAUCAUGAUGAUGCGGAAAAAAUUAUGAAUAAAUAUGGCCGUAUUAUUCGACAACAACCGAUUAAUGAAUAAGCCAAAAUCACAACCAUCAAAAAAAACAUCACCAAAUCAUCAUUCAUUCAAUUCAUUCAUUCAUCAAAAUCAAUCAUUUAUUUAA
Messenger RNA from Dermatophagoides pteronyssinus (European house dust mite), 1397 nucleotides. Its product is annotated as sulfotransferase 1B1-like. The record is from RefSeq and is a predicted model, not a curated record. NCBI's taxonomy places the organism in Eukaryota, Metazoa, Arthropoda, Arachnida, Sarcoptiformes, Pyroglyphidae. Gene Ontology annotation, molecular function: sulfotransferase activity.